GACGUAGCUGUUACGUACUGCGUUGUUUGUACCCUGGCUCAGAAGUUAGCUCACCGUAGCUAGUUUGCUAGCUAACUUCAUUUGUAAUACUUAGUUAAGGUCACAUAGUAUAGUUAUAUACUCUAUGAUUUGAAUACGCAAACUGUGUUUUUCAAGUACAAAAGCCGCCUUACGUUUCGAUUCAGUCGGUGUUUGUCGUUAGAGUCGCCGUUAGCCUCGGAGGCUAAUAGGAUCUACAAUGGAGGGCAGCGCCAGCGUGAGGAAAGCCCUGUCCGGGACUCUCGCCCCUGUAACUGCCUCAACAGUGGCACUCCUACAACAGCCAGAGAAUAACGACAAAGGGUAUCUCAAGAGAAAUGUCCUCGAUGAAGAAGAGUACAUUGAGAGUUUAGAGAAGAUCAUCCAGAGGGACUUCUUUCCAGAUGUGACUAAAUUACAAGCACAGAAGGACUAUCUUGACGCAGAGGAAAGUGGUGACCUAGAGAGAAUGAGAGAGAUAUCCAUCAGAUAUGGAUCAUCUUUGACAAAAUCUACACCCCGGUCUUCUGCACCCUAUGUGACACCAGCAAGCUUUGAGACGCCAGUCGGCCGCGCAGGGUCUCCGUCAUCCACACAUGGCAGUAAAGGUUUAGAUGGGGAGAGCAAGGAUGAUGACAAGGAAGAGAAAGAGCUGCCCUCUCUGGAUUGCUUCCUGGCUAAAAAUACCAGUGAGGAUAAUGCAUCUUUUGAGCAGAUCAUGGAUCUGGCAGAAGACAAGGAGAAGCUGAGGAAUGCCUGGUUAUAUGAAGCUGAGGCUGAAUACAAAGAGCGCCAUGAAAACAACCUUGCAUUGCCAUCAGUAGAGAAAGCAGCACUUGAAUGUGUCAAAGCAGGACUUGAAACAUGGGAGUACAAAGCGAAGAACGCCUUGAUGUAUUAUCCGGAGGGUGUCAAAGACGAUGAUGCUCUGUUUAAGAAGCCACGGGAGGUAGUUCACAAAAACACACGCUUCGUUGGAGACCCUUUCAGCAAAGCUCUCAACAAAAGUCAGAUUCAGCAGGCUGCAGCACUCAAUGCACAGUUCAAACAGGGUAAAGUAGGCCCCGAUGGGAAAGAGCUCAUCCCACAUGAAUCCCCAACAGUGAAUGGUUAUGGUUUUGAAAGUAUGCCAUCUCCUGCGCCUGGUGUGGCUGAGUCGCCUCUGAUGACCUGGGGUGAGAUUGAGAGCACCCCGUUUCGUCUGGAUGGGUCUGACACCCCAUAUGUUGAGAGGAAUCAUGGUCCAUCAUUUAAGAUUCCAGAACCAGGAAGACGAGAGAGGCUGGGUUUAAAGAUGGCCAAUGAAGCUGCAGCUAAAAACCGUGCAAAGAAACAGGAAGCUUUGCGGAAGGUCACAGAGAACCUUGCAAGUCUUACACCUAAAGGUCUGAGCCCUGCCCUCACCCCCGCUCUGCAGAGGCUCGUAAAUCGGACAUCUAGCAAAUACACAGACAAAGCACUACGAGCGAGUUACACCCCGUCGCCCUCACAUAGAGUCCCGACUCCCUUUGGUGGCCCAUCAACUCCCUCAGGAACGCCAACGCCAACCAAAACCAAGACGCCGAGCUCUCAGGACCUUACAUCACUCACAGACAAUCUGUUGCAACUUCCCAAGAGACGUAAAGCCUCAGACUUUUUCUAAGCACGAGAAGCUGUUUUUCUGCUGGGAUUGUACAAAACAGACAUAUUUACAAUGCGGAGAACUCGAUUAUGAACUGUCCAGACCCAGUUUUCUCAAAUUAAAGAGCACAUCUUUCAGCUGGAUGACUGGAUUACAGAAAUACACAGAGGACUGAACAUUUUUCAAGGAUUUAUUUGUUACAGUUUUGUGCCGAUGGGUAAAUGUAAAUCCCUGUGAAAUACAUCUUAUACAAAUUCUAUUUAAUUACUUGUUUAUCUUUUUUUUUUUUUUUUAUUCCAAAUGCAAGGUUUCAUAGAAUUUUGUACAGCUGUUUCCACUUUAACAUACUUUUUUCACCUAUACAGCAGCACAUGCCCAAAUUUUAUUACUACAAUUGUAAUUUGGUAGCUGAUUCUUAGAAUCACGCAUACAAAUGAGAUUUCAGCGCACAAUAUCCAAUAGCUGUCGCACAGCUCUAUACACAUGCUGCCAUGACAUAUCAGUGUUCUGAUCUGCAUUAUAGAAAUGACUCAAAAUGACAUUUUUGUUACCUUGCAACAAGCUGCCCCAAUGUCACUAUUAUGUUGGUGUUUAAAAUGUUGAAAAAUCACAAGACUCUUGUCUGAGAGCUCAGUAUAAAUGAUGAAUGUUUCUUUUGCCCUCUUCUUAAUUUAAAGUUGAAAAUGUUUACUGACAGAACUGGGCUCAGCGUCACAAAUCUGUACCAUUUUUCUUAAAAAUCUAUAAUAAAUAUGGACAUUUU
This is a messenger RNA of Centropristis striata (black sea bass), 2402 nucleotides long. RefSeq names its product ess-2 splicing factor homolog (gene ess2). The record is from RefSeq and is a predicted model, not a curated record. Gene Ontology annotation, cellular component: catalytic step 2 spliceosome. The transcript is spliced from 10 exons. Lineage: Eukaryota; Metazoa; Chordata; Actinopteri; Perciformes; Serranidae. Bases 239 to 1660 code for a protein of 473 amino acids.